Molecule: messenger RNA, 3211 nt
Organism: Chanos chanos (milkfish)
Lineage: Eukaryota; Metazoa; Chordata; Actinopteri; Gonorynchiformes; Chanidae
Gene: slc36a4
Product: solute carrier family 36 member 4
Exons: 11
Coding region: 717-2192 (491 amino acids)
Biological process (GO): amino acid transmembrane transport; L-alanine transport
Cellular component (GO): vacuolar membrane
Molecular function (GO): L-alanine transmembrane transporter activity; L-proline transmembrane transporter activity
Source: RefSeq, a predicted model, not a curated record
CCUAGCCACAGUGAGAAGAAACAUGGAAUCAGGGAGUUUUCCUUCCUUCUCUUCGUUAGGCCUGUGGAAUCUCCCCUCUAUAAUCGAGCAUCAAAGAGGCGAUGAACUGUAGCAAGAUACUGGCGACAGUCAGUUGUUCCUCUUUAACGGUAUACCGAACAGAGACGCAUUAGUACGAGUCUGAGAUCCCGUAGGAUCUCCCGGUAAGAAAUCUCACCGCCACCUACUACUGAUAUUGGAAACUGCUUACAACUGCAUUGCAGCUGCAUAUCGUAAACGCACGAGCCGGAUUUUGAUCGGGCAGAACGCUGCUUGUUAUCGUGAGAAUGACAUUUGGGAAAAUGGAUGGGAUCUUCAGUUGUAAUGAACCCAGACAAAACAGUGGCAAGUUACUUAUGGAUGUCCGCUAAUUUCACUUCGCUGGAUUGUUUUGAAACACAUUCCGAAAUUCUUUCUUGUUCUUGUUAGUUUAGCCACAGAGCCGAUUCGUGUAUGAGCAUUCCUGGUAGUUGAGAGCCGAACCUCGAUUUGCCAACGCAUCACAGCGUACGCGACCUCGCAGAUUAAUCUGCUUCCGCCUUGGACUCAUUACCCUGGUGCCGCGAGGCCAAGCUAAACCGAAAGCAGUGACAGAGGAGUGGGUCCGCAUACACACACACACACACACAAACACGUAUACCCACACUCUCACAUGCCGCUCAGAUGACCAGUAGGAGAUGGAGUCGGUAGAACAGCUAGACAUGGAGGUAAUGACUCCACUGAUGGAGGAAGCAGAGGACAACUCUGAUGAGGACGGGGAGGAAGAGCACCAGCCCCUGGGCAUCUCAUUCACACAGACCCUGCUUCAUCUUUUAAAAGGGAACAUCGGUACUGGACUUCUUGGCUUGCCGCUUGCUGUGAAAAAUGCUGGACUGGUGCUAGGUCCCGUCAGUCUGGUAUUGAUAGGUGUGGUGUGUGUUCAUUGUAUGCACAUCCUGGUAAACUGCAGCCAUCUACUCAGCGAGAGAUUGAAGAGGUCCCCGCUUGGUUACAGUGACACGGUUGCCGUUGCUAUGGAGAUGAGCUCCUCCCAGUGCCUUAAGAAAGGUUCUCAUUUUGGGAGACACCUGGUGAGUUUUUUCCUGGUGUUGACCCAGCUUGGUUUCUGCAGUGUGUACUUUGUCUUCCUAGCUGAAAACAUCAAACAGGUGGUGGAGGGUUACCGUGGAAACAGUUCGGCGGAAGUUGUCAUGACCGUUUUGAACGGUUCGGAAGGGGUUAAUGUGACACCAGGCCCCUCGGUACCUCUUGGCCCGGGUUCUACUGGACUGGACCUGCGGCUCUAUAUGCUUUUCCUUCUGCCUUUCAUCAUCCUCCUCACCUUCAUCAAAGACCUGAGGAACAUGGCCGCAUGGUCUGCCAUCGCCAACCUCUGCAUGACUGUCAGUCUGGUCCUCAUCUUCACCUACAUCCUGACUGAUGUUGGUGAUCCUCAGCGUCUCCCGUAUGUCUCUACUUGGAGAAAGUUUCCGUUCUUUUUCGGGACGGCCAUUUUUGCCUUUGAGGGUAUUGGGGUGGUCCUUCCUCUGGAGAAUCAGAUGAGAGAGCCAAGGCGUUUCUCACAGGCACUGAAUAUCAGCAUGGGUGUGAUCAUUGUGCUUUAUGUUGCCCUAGCAACGCUGGGAUACCUCCAUUUUGGGGAAGACAUCAAAGGGAGCAUAACUCUGAACCUACCUCAUGACUCCUGGUCUAAUCAGCUGGUGAAGGUGUUGUACUCGUUCGGGGUGUUUGUGAGCUUUGCUGUGCAGUUUUUUGUGCCAGCUGAGAUCCUGGUGCCUCCGGUGUGUUCUCGUCUGAAAGAGAGCUGGAAAAAACCAACAGAACUCUGCCUCCGAGCCCUGCUGGUCUGUCUCACCUUUGUUUUGGCAGUGUUAGUUCCGCGGUUGGAUCUGGUCAUCUCCUUGGUGGGAGCAGUGAGCAGCUCCGCUCUCGCUCUUAUUUUUCCUCCCCUGGUGGAGCUGAUGUGUCUCUCCGCCCGUCCUUCACCAUUUCUGCUUCUCAAGGAUCUAUCAAUCGCUCUCCUGGGCUUCAUUGGCUUCUUGACGGGGACCUACGUCACAAUGGAGGAGAUCAUUUACCCUGAUAACCAGGGAUGCACUCCAGUACAGAACUCUCCUAGCUGGACUACACCAGCGUCGCUGCUCCAUCAGUGACCCCACCCACAUCUAUACAUGCACGCACACAUACUUACAGAGACACUCAUGCACAGAGAAUGCACUACCUCUCCCUUUCUCUCUCUCUCUCUCUCACACACACUCACACACACACACACACAUGCACAGACUACGUUUCAGGUAAUGCACUACCUCUCUCUCUCCUCCACUCACCCAAACAUAAAGACUACAUUCCAGAUAAUGCUCUAUUUCCCAUCCACACACACACACAAAGACAAAGACUACAUUCCAGAGGAUGCUCUACUUCUUAACCACACACACACACACACGCGUACAGACACACACACAACAUUCCAGAGGAUGCUCUACUUCUCAACCUCACAAACACACACGCACGCGCACACACAACAUUCCAGAGGAUGCUCUGCUUCUCCAACACACACACACACACACACACACACAAAGACAAAGACUGCAUUCCAGAGGAUGCUCUGCUUCUCCAACACACACACAAAGACAAAGACUGCAUUCCAGAGGAUGCUCUGCUUCUCCAACACACACACACACACAAAGACAAAGACUGCAUUCCAGAGGAUGCUCUGCUUCUCCAACACACACACAAAGACAAAGACUGCAUUCCAGAGGAUGCUCUGCUUCUCCAACACAUACACACACACAAAGACAAAGACUGCAUUCCAGAGGAUGCUCUACUUCUCUCUCUCUGUCACACACACACACACACACACAUGAAGACAGAGAAAACAUACCAGAGGAUGCACUACCUCUAUCCCUCACAUACAUUUCCUUUAUACACUAUACAUUGUCAUAUUGUACCAAUAAUCACAAGCUAAACUUAUUUUAUACUCUCCCUGCAUUCACUGUCUCACACACACACACACACACACACACACGGAGUUGUAAUCACACAAAGCUCCCCGCAGGCAGAGUGACACGUGGAGACAAGCAUUCAGUCUUAUUGGAGCUGAGUCUUUCUUUAUGGUUCAUUUUCUGUUUCAUUCUGCCUACACACACAGCUGGGCCCUGAGGUGUGUGUGUGU